Knipowitschia caucasica is the source of this 462-nucleotide messenger RNA. The record is from the annotation of a GenBank genome assembly. Lineage: Eukaryota; Metazoa; Chordata; Actinopteri; Gobiiformes; Gobiidae.
AUGACGUCAGCGCGCACGUAUCGCGCAGAGUCAGCCGUUUGGCGCAGUUUUCGUGUGUGUGUUUUGCGGGAAAGGAACUCACCUGGUGCGACUUCUGCGGACGACGUGGUGUGGAUCUGCAGACGUGGAGCUGCGCUGAGAGGCCCGCAGCUAACAGCACCCCCCACCCCCCCACAUGCCCCUGGUUUGUCCCAUUGUGUGAGGCCGCUGGAGGUGAGUGAUACGGGGCAGGAAGCGGCAGACCUCACAGACAAUGCCAGGGCAGACCCGAGACCUUCGAGCCCGCCGCGCUAUCAAAGAGCCGGCUUAGCGCGCUCCCAGCCUCACCUCGGCCGGGGGAAGGGGCCACGUCAUGCUCAGGAAGUCGUGAGCUCUGAUGUCCAACCACGCCCUCCGCCGUGGCAACAACAAGACCAGGUGUGUGACGACCGUGGAGCUGGGUGCAGGACCAGGAGGCCGUGA